Messenger RNA from Paramuricea clavata, 2238 nucleotides. The record is from the annotation of a GenBank genome assembly. Lineage: Eukaryota; Metazoa; Cnidaria; Anthozoa; Malacalcyonacea; Plexauridae.
AUGCCAAGUGAUAGCUCCGAUAAAAAUAUAUUAAACCAGCUCCAAAAUAAUUUCUUUAACGUUCAAGAAAAGUACAAGGUGCUUGUUGAAUAUGACAGUAGCAAUGACAGAGUGAAAUGGAACGGCAACUUUGAGAAUUUGAAAACUUUUGUGGCCGAUUUGUUUGGCGAACAAAGCAAGUGGAUUUCUCCUGGCGGGCGAGCAAAAUCCUUUCGUAGUAGCCAAGUCUCAAUUACCUGGUACCCUCUCAAAAAGUCACUUGUGUUUCAAGGACAAGCUGGUAUUAAAUUGAAAGAUUUGAUUAUCGGUUUGGCUGGCUCAAAUAUGGCGAAAGACUGCGGAAAUAUUACUCUGAGUAGCGUUAUAGAUCAAGGAAAUUUUGACCAGCUAGCAGGAAACGUUACUAACAUUGAGUUGUCCGUCAAACAGAUUGGUGUUGCAAUGAAGAAACUCGAUAAAGAUUUCCAGCUGAUGGCAAACUAUAUAAAAGAUCGCGACAAGAACCUUAGAGACACGACUCGUGAUAUUGGUGUUCAAACAGACUUUAACUUGGUAAGUGAAAUGAGUGCCCAAAGCCAAACGGUUUGUUCUGUCUCGCAUAGCGAACUCUCAACAGAAUCAGAGGGAGCCAAGCUAGACAUUGUUUUGAUGGAGUCUAAAAUUGUUUGUGGUCUUCUAACAAAUACCCCAAAAAUGGAACAAAUUCGUGUUGAAUUAGUUGAUCAAAACAAGGCUUUAAGCAGCAAGGUAGAAGCUUUAGAACUAGACUUAAAAACCUGUAAAUUAACCUACACGAAUUGGAACAAAGGAACACAAUUAAUUACUCGAAUCAACAAUGUGGCUCAAUUACACCUAUGGGAGAUCGGUCGAUUAAUUCCCAAAUUGCGCCUAAGGCCCGGUUUAGACGCCGUGCUUUUCAUGAGCCGAACUUAAUUCAUAUUUUACUCGAGUAAAAUAGGCGUACUUCCAAUUUUGAUUUAGACAGGCGUGCUUUUCAUGAGCCGUACUUAAUAAUUUGCGCUGCUUCACUUCGAAACCUGGGGCGAGUGACAAUUCAUAAUAAGAAAAAAGGGUUUAUCACAUACAAUCUUGGCAUUUCUGAGCGUCUACAGGUUUGUGGUUAUUAAAAAUUUCAAUUGCUUUUUGAAAAGCCUUAUUAUUACCGAAAUCAGUAGAGUGUCUUUUCCGGAAGUUGAAAAGACAGUCAGAAGCCAGUAGAAACGUUCAUGUUUUAUGACGUCACGGUGAAGGAAUGCAGCGUGGAACUUGUAAGUUAUUGCAUAGGAACUUGUAAGUUAUUGAGCUGUGAACUAGUGAUGGGCGAUACCAGGAUUUUUAAUUCGAUACCGAUACCGAUACUUUUAAGAUCGGUAUCGGCCGAUACCGAUACCUAUUUCGAUACCAAAAUAAACACAAAAUUUCAAUUUUCGAUACCGGAAGUGAGUACUUAAAUUGCCAGUAUCGGCUACUUUCGAUACUUGCCGGUCAGUGGAAAAACAUUUUACUUCACUGUAUGUAACCUAAAUAAAACUAUAAGUAAACCAAAAGCCCGAAACGUAAUAAAUAUACUCUAUACUUGACUUGGCGCACCAUAUUCGGAAUAUUAACAGUUAUUUUAGUUGUUCAUUAAGUCUUAUUCAAACAAGAAGUAAAAUUAAACAUGUCGUUUAAAAAAGAGUGCAAGUAUCGAACGAUACCACGUCAGUAAUCGAUACCGAUACCGCUGUUUGUGGUAUCGCUGGUAUCGAAUACCGAGUACUCGGUAUCGCCCAUCACUACUGUGAACACGCUAUAAGUUGUUUGUAUCAGGAAGCGAAAAUGAGUUUAAUUCUAAAAGUUUUUUAUGGGAAAGAGAAAUGCCACAACGUUUACCUAGAUCACUUGCAAGUUUAUAAUUUUAAAAGUCUUAAGAACUUGUAAGUUAUUUUACUUAUUAGUAACUCUCUGUAGUAACUUUGCAUUUCUUCUCCCAGUGCCUUCCCACGAAUAAAGGUUCUCCCUAGUGUGAGGCAGUUUCUAUAAAAAACCGAAAACCGACCAAAAAAAACGAAAAAACCGAGUGAACAGGUUUUUUUAAAAAAUAUGUUCGAAAAUCGGUUUAAAAAAGACAACAACACACGCUAUUGAAUAUUUUAGACCUGUCUUCGCAGACGACCGCCUUUAUUACUAGCGAAUCAAAAUUCACCAUCGCUUGAUCCGCUUAUCCGUUCAAGACUUCAAGCUCGCGCGAAAUUGUGA